AUGUCUACUCCACCUUCCAAUAUGUUAUCUCGAUCUUCAUCAUCGUCGAAAUCCAUAGAUAAUGAUCAUCUUGAUAUUUCCACUCUAGCUACUCAAAUAGAACAUCUCGAAAGAAGACUAACUCCUAUUAUUGGAAAUCCUUCUCAAGAUUCUGAUGUGAAAAAGAGACCAAAGCCUAGUGGAUCGUUGACGAUGCGUAAAGGUGCGAUCAAUUUGCCUAUCUCAUCGACACAACCAGCUGUAGAUCUGACAAGUGAGGAAACACGUGCUAAAUAUCAAGAAAUAGUGCAGAAUUCUGGUUUAUUUUAUAUUAACGGAGAGAGACAACUUAUCGAACAGAAGGACAUAGUGAAAAUCGGUCUACUUGGCGUGGGCUCGUGUGGUGAAGUGUUCAAAAUGGAACACAAACCUAGUAAAAUGACUUUAGCCAUGAAAGUCAUGUCUCGAACAGUAUCUGAUGAGGAUAAUAAACGUAUCAUAAUGGAUUUAGACGUUCUGGACAAAAGUCAUAAUUUUCCGCAUAUCGUCCGCUGUAUUGGUUAUUUCAUUCGACAAACGGAAGUUUGGAUAGGUAUGGAAUUAAUGGCAUGUUGUUUCGAUAAACUUCUAAAACUAAUUAAACAGCCUAUACCUGAAUCUAUCCUUGGCAAGCUAACAUAUUCAACUGUAACUGCUCUCAACUAUCUCAAAGAAAAACAGGGUGUCAUGCAUCGAGAUGUCAAACCAUCAAACAUACUGAUCGACGAAAAUGGAAAUAUAAAACUAUGCGAUUUUGGUAUAUCUGGAGUACUUGUCGAAUCAAAAGCAAAAUCGAGAAAAGCUGGUUGUGCCGCGUACAUGGCACCGGAACGGAUCGGUCCAUCCGUGGCAGAUAAGCCUAAUUAUGACAUACGGGCAGAUAUAUGGAGUUUGGGAAUUGCAUUGAUUGAAUUGGCAACGAAUGCACAUCCGUAUGCAAAUUGUCAAACAGAUUUUGAUGUAAUGUCCCGUAUUGUGACCGAAGAACCACCUCAAUUACCUGCUGAUCUCUCCUUCUCUGAUGACUUUCGAUCAUUUGUAAAUAAUUGUUUAAUCAAAGAUUACCAACAACGUCCAAAAUAUGGUCCAUUAAUGUCUCAUCCAUUUUUCGUUCAAUCAACUGAACAGCCGGUUGAUGUUGCUGAAUGUGCUGCUUUUUUCAUCCAGACUCGUUCUGAAAAUGCUCGAUGUUUUAUCGAGACUCUCUCGUCAACGUUUUCAAGUGAAUUAGUUGUUCGCUGGAAAAAACAAAGAGUCGGGCACGAUUCAACGAUUAAAAUUUGUUAA
This is a messenger RNA of Adineta ricciae, 1305 nucleotides long. NCBI's taxonomy places the organism in Eukaryota, Metazoa, Rotifera, Eurotatoria, Adinetida, Adinetidae. The record is from the annotation of a GenBank genome assembly.